AUGAGCGAGCGCAAGGGCAUCUACUUUGGCGCUAUUGACGCGAGCGCCAGCGACGCGCAGCGCGUCCGUCCUGACAGUGGUGUGUCACGUACGAACGCAAGCCUCGAGGCGGCUGUUCGUGCGGGUAACGUGAACGUGUCGGGCAACGUGGAGACGGAGGUGCUCGAGCUAUCCGAAAGCAGUCGCGCCGCCCAGGAAAAGCACGCGCAGCUCUUACGACGCGUUGAGGCGGAGAAGCGCGCGCGGCACGUCACGGUCCCGACGAUAGUGGAGGAAGUUGUGCAGCGACUGCGUCAGAUUGGCGAGCCGAUCACGUUGUUCGGCGAGCGACCGGCGGACCGUCGCGAGCGACUGCGCGAUAUUCUGUCGCGACUGGACGUGGAAGCCGAAGAGAGCGGCUAUGUCCGUCAAGUAUUCGGAGAAAGUGAGCAGAACGGUGUUCAGGGAUAUGAUGCUUCUGGUGAGAGGGCUGGAUCAGCUGGAGAGGCUGCUUCUGCUGCUGCCAAACUCUCGACGACACACGAGGACCAGUUGUUCUAUGUACCUCUUACGAACGAGAAGCUGAAGAAGGUGCGAGCUGCUAUAUUUGAACAUACUGUGAUUGUUGUAGGAGCACGGCUGAAGCGAGAGCAGCAGGAGAAGCAUAUGGGUGCGGGAGAGCGAGCCCGUACUGUGGAUCAUCACACCGCUGAGCUCUAUGCUACGGCACAAAAGAUGGCAACUGUUGCCAGCCAGAACGGCGAUGUGCGGCUGAUUUCGGCCGUGAGGUUCUCAGCCGAUGGCGGACAUGUGGCCACGGGGUCAUGGAGUAGUCUGGUCAAGGUCUGGGACGCAGCGAGCGCGAACGAAGUCAAAGUCUUUCGUGGGCAUGAAGAUCGUGUGACUGGAGUGGCGUGGCAUCCGAGCAAGGCUUUUUCUGAGAUGACAGAUGGCGCAGAUUCCGUGUGCUUGUGCAGUGGCUCAGCUGAUGGAACCGCACGGCUCUGGAGUGCGGCUCGCAAUGAGCCUUUGGCUGUGUUGCGAGGCCAUAUGGCGCGUCUGGGCAAAGUAGCGUUCCAUCCGCUUGGCGACUACGUCGGCACAACAAGUUUCGAUCACACAUGGCGCCUAUGGGACGUUGCUACAGCAAAAGAGCUGCUUUUGCAAGAAGGUCAUUACACGGAAGUGUACGCCAUCGCCUUCCAGAAAGACGGUGCGCUAGCAGCAACAGGCGACUUGAACGGGAACGGGCGCGUGUGGGACCUACGUUCUGGUAAGGCCAUAUUGCCCUUGCAAGGGCAUUCCAAGCAGAUUCUGUCGAUGGACUUCGCUGCUAAUGGUGUGCAACUUGCAUCGGGCAGUGACGAUCGCAGUGUUCGCAUCUGGGACCUGAGACAGCAAAAGUGCUCGUACAUGAUCCCAGCUCACAGCAAAUUGGUGAGCGAUGUCCGCUUCUCGCCCGCAUCGAGCGAGCUCUUGCUGAGUGCGUCAUAUGACUCGUCCAUUAAGCUGUGGAGAACGCGUGACUGGAAACUGAUGACAACAAUGCGCGGACAUGAUGGCAAGGUCAUGUCGGCCGACUUUGCUCCGGACGAGAAGCAUUUGGUGUCGUGCGGCUCCGAUCGAACAUUCAAACUAUGGGCCCACGAGGAUGAGUUUUGA
Molecule: messenger RNA, 1641 nt
Organism: Hyaloperonospora brassicae
Lineage: Eukaryota; Oomycota; Peronosporomycetes; Peronosporales; Peronosporaceae
Source: the annotation of a GenBank genome assembly